AUGCCAGUUGGCGUCGGCGAUGAGACGACCCCUGGCUUCGCGAUGCCCGCCCAGGCAGGAGAGAUGGUCGAGUUCGACCUGAGCAAGGAGUCUAUCGAGCCGGUCGAGGACGUCGUGCCCCAGGGCCCCCCAGGAAGUGUGCUUGAGAUCAAGUACCUGCACGAGAUCCACGACGUCUUCAAGAACCAAUGGACGAUCCGCCCAGCGCCAGCACAGACGGAGGACGGGCAAGGUGGUAGCAGGAACGAUGCGCAGAAGUACAACGUGUACGCGUUCGCGGUGAUCCGCAAGUUCAACCACAGCCAGGACGGGAAGACGAACACGUUCAACGUCACGACGGUGCUCCAGAUCAACUCCCCCGAGCUGAUCAAGGUCGGCCAAGAUGUCAUCGGGCACGUGCAGGGCAUCUCCUGGACAGCUAAGCCGCUCCGAAUUGAUCCGAAUACCCUCCUCGCAUGGUUCCCGGAGCUGCAAGCCUUCGCCGACGACCUCACGGGCAAAGUGGCGAACGAACCCGAGGACUCCCCGCUCCGCACCACCCACCAGCACCUCUCGCAUCUCCUCGGCUAUCUCAAGGACACGUACGGCAGCACGCUCGACAACCUCUCCUCCCUCCUCAAGCACGACGAGAUCACGUUCGACCUCCUCUGGUCGCUCUUCGUCCCCGGCAAGACCACGCUCUACACGCUCUGUCCGAUCACGUCCGAGCCGCGGUGCGUGCGCCUCGUUCACUCAGAGCUCUGCCAGAAAGCGGACAACCAGGCGCCCGUGUCCGCGGCAUACGACCCAACGGGGCUGCUCACGUCUAAGCACUCUCAGGAGCAGCAGAUGCAGUACUUCUGGCGCCUCGUCGUCGAGUACGUCGAGGUCGACAUUGGGGCGCCCGCGGACAACCUGGGCGAGCUCGGCACGGGCGCGAACGCGCGGGCGGGCCAGAAGACGAGCUUUGGGUACGCGGGGCUGGGCAGGGUGAUCGACGUGCCGCGGUUCAAGGGCGCGAAGAGGAUCCCGUCGCUGAUCGCAUACCCCAUCCAGCACUACCCCGGGCCUGGGGGCGUGGAGGGCUUGAAGCAGCGUCUGAUUGAGCGCGGGAAGAAGUGGGCGUCGCUAGCGGGUGGCAUGCAUCACGUCGCGUAUCGCGGACUUGCGUUCAGGUUCAAAGAGACUCACCACAUCAAAGCCUCUGUGAACUCGAGGAUCAUGAUUGACCGGAAAACCUUUGCCGACACGGUGCCCAAUUAUCCGAUGCUCCCCCGCGUGACCAAGAACCUCGCUGGCCAGGAUAUUGAUAGGCAUGCUCAGCGCGCGAAUGCCAUAAUCGUCCCAGACACCAGUGCAGAUCGGGAGCUAACGGAGGAGGAGCUCCUGCUCACGUCGCCAAUCGUGUAUGGGUUCAGUUUCGCAGACAAGCAGUGGUUCGAGUUCAUUGUCGAGCGAGUGGAGCACUUCACCUGGAACGACGAGGCUUUUGAGCAGCUGGUCAUCCCAGCGAAGCACAAACAAGUCCUGAGGACGCUUGUCGAGUCGCAUAAUGCGGGCGCGUCGAAGAAGUUUGAUGACUUCGUCACAGGCAAAGGACAUGGUCUGGUCAUCAACCUCUUCGGCAACCCGGGGACGGGCAAGAGCCUGACCGCCGAAGCGAUGAGCGAAUACGUGCGAAAACCACUGUAUGUCGUGGGCGCAGCGGACCUGGGUACCCACGCCGAAGCACUGGACAAUAACCUCACCAUCAUCCUGAAGGUGUCGGCGAUCUGGGGUGCUGUCGUGCUCAUCGAUGAAGCGGAUGUCUUCCUCGAGGAACGUACCUUAGCUCAUCUGGAGCGGAACGCCAUGGUCGCGGUCUUCCUCCGGCAGCUGGAAUACUUCCGCGGCAUCCUCUUCCUCACGACAAACAGAGUCCGCGUAUUCGAUGAGGCGUUCCAAUCCCGUAUACACGUUUCGCUCCGAUACGCGGACCUCUCGUCGGAUGCGAAACGCCAGAUCUGGCUCGCGUUCCUCAAGCGCGUCAAUGGCAACCUGCCCAACGGUGGGAUCUCGCAUGACGAGCUGCGCUCGCUCGGGGAGAAGAAGGUCAACGGGCGGCAGAUCAAGAAUAUCGUCAAGACUGCGGGGGCGCUGGCACAAGGUCGACAAGAGAAGCUCGGUUUCGCGCAUCUCGAGCAGGUGUUAGACUUGAUGGAGCAGUUCGAUACCGCGUAUGUCUUCAAUUUUGACCAAUGA
This is a messenger RNA of Dichomitus squalens LYAD-421 SS1, 2220 nucleotides long. Its product is annotated as P-loop containing nucleoside triphosphate hydrolase protein. The transcript has 8 exons. The record is from RefSeq and is a predicted model, not a curated record. NCBI's taxonomy places the organism in Eukaryota, Fungi, Basidiomycota, Agaricomycetes, Polyporales, Polyporaceae. Gene Ontology annotation, molecular function: ATP hydrolysis activity; ATP binding. Bases 1 to 2220 code for a protein of 739 amino acids.